UGCGAUUCUUCAGCCAGAAAAUUUUCGGCUUCAGCACUUUACGACGACAGUCCUACAGCCUGGCAGUGCGCAGCAUGUCGGUCAACUUCCUGCUUUCCGAGUCUGCUACAGGAUACAGUCUCUAUGAAGUCGUACAGGCUGAAGAGAUUGGCGCCCAGACGAAAGAAGUACAAGAGGCUGCUCAGGAUCUGAGCAAAUUCGGCCGCUAUGUCAAGCUCAAGUCGUUCGCUCCCUUCAAAAACGCGGCACAUGCUCUAGAGAACGCCAAUGAUGUCUCCGAGGGUCUUGUUCACGAGCAUCUCAAAGCAUUUCUGGAGAUGAACUUGCCGAAGGCGGGCAAGAAAUCCAAGCCGGUCUUGGCCGUAUCCGACAAGAAUCUGGCAGGCAGCAUCAUGUCAGCCUUACCUGGUGUCGAAUGUAGUGCAGCUGAGCUUGCUCAGGCACUGUUGCGCGGCGUACGUCAGCACGGCCCAAAGUUGUUGAAGCAGUUGCAAGCUGGCGAUAUGGAAAGGGCGCAACUGGGCCUCGGCCACAGCUACUCUCGCUCAAAGGUCAAGUUCAAUGUAAACCGCUCGGACAACAUGAUCAUUCAGGCUAUUGCGCUCAUCGAUCAGCUUGACAAAGACAUCAAUACCUUCUCCAUGAGGGUUCGUGAGUGGUACUCGUGGCAUUUCCCAGAGCUUGUCAAGCUCGUCAACGACAACCGCAGUUUUGCCAAGCUUGCUAUGGUCAUUCGUGACAAGAAUAGCCUGAACGAUGAGCGUUUGCACGAGAUUGCCUCACAUGUGAGUGACGAUGAGACAAUUGCUCAGUCAAUCAUUGACGCUGCCAAAAUAUCCAUGGGCCAGGACAUUUCUGAGGCUGACAUGGAAAAUGUCAUUACGUUUGCAGAGCGUGUCGUCAAGCUGGCAGAUUAUCGCAUCCGUCUGCACAAGUACCUAGUGGACAAGAUGGCUGUCGUUGCACCGAAUCUUGCUGAGCUGAUCGGUGAAAUCGUCGGUGCUCGUCUCAUCUCUCAUGCAGGCUCGUUGACGAACUUGUCAAAGUACCCAGCCUCGACCAUUCAAAUCCUCGGUGCCGAGAAGGCUCUCUUCCGUGCGCUGAAAACGAAGGGCAACACGCCAAAGUAUGGCCUGAUCUACCACUCUUCAUUCAUUGGCAGGGCAGGUCAGAAGAACAAAGGGCGGGUCUCUCGAUUCCUGGCCAACAAAGUAUCUAUCGUCUCUCGCAUCGACAACUUCACAGAUGUGCCAUCGACCAAAUUUGGCGAAGUGCUCAAGAGGCAAGUAGAGGAACGGCUUCAAUUUUAUGAGACUGGCGAGACACCCACCAAAAACGAGGUUGCCAUGAAGGAGGCCAUGCAAUCUGUCCUCUCAGAUAUCAAAGUGGCUGUUCCCGAAGUCGAGUCUAGCAGCUCCAAGAAGAAGGCAUCCAAGUCUGACAAGACUGAAAAAUCUAGCAAAAAGGACAAGAAGCGGAAAGCAGAGGAGACCGGCGAGAAAUCGUCCAAGAAGAAGAAAAAGUCGAAAGACUGAUGUUCGUCUCUGAGUCCUGUGUAUAGUCUUCUAGCAAGCCAUGUCUUCUCCGCGCUGAGCCUUGUGAUAUCAGGGCUUCUUCCAUGCCUCACCGAGUUUGCGGCCGUGAGAUUUGGCGCGCGCCAUGUCAUCCGUCGACCGAAGCUGGCUGGAUCUGUCAUCGAGCACAUCGGUCGGCUUCUCGUAGUCAACAGCAAAACAGGGGUCGCCGGAGCACAGCACAGGGAUAGGGAUGAGUGCUGCGACGCCCGUUACAGUCCCGUGCAA
Protomyces lactucae-debilis is the source of this 1802-nucleotide messenger RNA. Its product is annotated as U3 snoRNP protein Nop56. Bases 75 to 1535 code for a protein of 486 amino acids. The record is from RefSeq and is a predicted model, not a curated record. Gene Ontology annotation, cellular component: small-subunit processome; box C/D methylation guide snoRNP complex. The transcript has a single exon. Gene Ontology annotation, molecular function: snoRNA binding. NCBI's taxonomy places the organism in Eukaryota, Fungi, Ascomycota, Taphrinomycetes, Taphrinales, Protomycetaceae.